AUGGACAGGGCGCCCCUGCUGGGCUACACCGGGUACCUUUUGCCAGAUGAGGCCACUCUCGACCCGCACGUCUUCGCGAACUUCAUGCAAAAGCACCAGUGCAGCCGUGCGCUGACUACACCGUCGCUUCUGGUCACGCUUAUGGACUCCCUGUCCCAACACUUCGCGACGAAGCUCAGCAGCAUGCGCACCUGGAUGAUGUGUGGCGAGGUCCUUCCGAUGAAGGUGGCGAACCGCUUCCGUGAGACCUUGCCCAGGUGCAAGCUGAUCAAUGACUACUCCACGUGGGAGAGUGGAGAUAUCGGCUAUGCACUCGUGGCACCAGCAGGGAGGUACGAGCCCAGCCAGGUCUUUGCUGUUGGCUGCCAAGACCUGGCCUGUGGCGUGAGCGCCUGCAUCAUCGAUCCUGAGACGAAGCACACUAUGCCUCGUGGGUUGGUCGGGGAGCUCUACGUCGGAGGGCCGGUGCUGUCCUUCGGCUACCACGGCCAGAUCGAUGCUACAGCGGCCAAGUUCUCCGAGGGACUCGGGGAUCACGCCAAAGGGUCGGAUGACGCGAGGGUUACCCUUGAUAUGCAUCACAUGGAAGCCUUGCUUGCGGCCCAGGCUAGCCAGAUUGUGAAUGCUAACCAGGCUCAGAUCCAGUCCCUGUUUACUUCCCUGGAAACCAAGUAUGAUCAGAAGUUUGCUGACGCUGGCCUGCGCUUUGACAAUGUGGAAGAGCGUGUUGCUGGAGUGGAGAGCAAACUGGCUCGUAUCGAGGACAUGAUCAGUAAGGGUCGUGGGAUGCUCGGACCAGGGGAGGGUGAUGAAUCCCGUCGUCGCCUCACCUUGGUGUUUGGAGGCUGGAGACAAGACACCCCAAAGAAAGUAAUCCUGGGUGAAGUGGAGGAGGCCCUUCGUAGGCUACAGCUACUUGGCUCAACGGACUCAGCUGCCUUCACGACCGGUCCCCGUCGGUCAGUCGCACUCAUGGCUUUCAGACAGAGGACAGGGGAGGACUUCGGGGAUACACGCCGCCGAAUGCUUGGGAUUGUGACCAGCCUGGCAGAAGCAGCUCCUAUGACAUCGCACAACAAAAAGAUGUGGUGCAGCUUUUCGAGGACGAAGGCUGAAAGGGAUGUCAGUGGGCAUGCCUCUUGGCUGAAAAGGGCCGUGGGGCUGAUCGACAAAAGCUUGGUCUCGAACCUUGAUGUCGAGUUUUCAACCGGCACGGUGUGGUGUGGUGAAUCCAUGGUGGCAAGUGCUACUAAGUCUCCUCCCAGCGGGGUUCCGGAUGCCGACGUGAUGUGGGACGAGGGCUUGGUGGCCAGGCCUUGGAUCUGGGUGCCGGCCCUUGCUAGGGAGCUUGGCCGGGACGAGAACCAUCUCCGUCAAGCCAUUGAGGAGCGGGAGGAACCAGUGCUAGAGCUGCAGGCACUCGGGUGGAACAUGGGAGGUGCUCCAUUGGAGGAUCUGCUGCCUGCGAUUCAGGACUGGUUGACCCAGGCAGACUACCAGGCCGCCUUUGAGGAGUUCUGGGAAAAGCUUCCGAGUGGAUCGGGGAGGCAGGAGCGUCGAGUGUGGGAACAGGCCCGCCUCAACAGGGCCUCUCAGUGUGACUGGGGUGCAGUUCGGGAAGUCAGGGGUCAGGGUCAGGGUUCGUGGCAGGAUGAGUUUGCAGCAGCACAGGCUAAGGAUCCUCAUGACGUGGUUGAGGCUCACCUUAAAUCGCUCUACGAAGCAACACCGGUCUCGCCUUCAGUGACUCCUCAGGGCUCGGCUUCGGCAUUCACAGUGGAUGAGAUCAAGCGAGGGGUUUCUCAGAUGAAGCAGGGGAAAUCAGUUGGUGCGGACCUGACGUCUCGGGAGUUAUUUGAGGGAAUCCUUUCGAUCUCCGGGGGCCCGGGCCACUUGGCGGAGUUCUUCACGUCCAUUUUGGUGUCGAGGGAUGUGCCGACUGACUGGAACAAGUCGGUUCUGGUUUUGCUGGCAAAAAUUCCCAAACCCUUGGCUCCGCGUGACCUCAGGCCAAUCGCUUUGGGAAGCGCUGCUUCGAAGCUCUUUGCCAGGCUCCUCCUGAACAGAUGCCUUCCUAAACUUGGCCCGAAAACGCCCCACCAGUGUGCCCGCGAGCACCGCCAAAGCAACGACUAUGUCUUUUCGCUGUGGCGUGUUUUAGAGUUGUGUCGUGAAUGGAACAAGCCAAUCACCUGUGUUAAGAUUGAUAUCCACAAGGCCUUUGACAGUGUGAACAGAACAGUCUUGAUCCAAAAGCUCCGGCAGCGACUUGGGGAUACACACGAGAUGGCUUGCUUUGAACAGCUGCUCAUCGACAACAUUGCCUUACUCGUUACCCCUUGGGGAAUGUCUGAAUUCAGAACUGACUCUGGAAUUAAGCAGGGGGCGGUCGAAAGCCCUUGCUUCUUUAGUCUUCUGAUGGAGGAAGGGCUCCAAGAGGCUUCGGACCUACACGGCUGGGCUACCCAACCGCUGCUGUUUCCGGACAUGGUGUACGAGUCUGCAUUGUUUAUGGAUGAUGGCAUCUUGUGGGGGGAUUCCCCGACAACGGUGGGUACACGUCUUGAGCAACUGAUGCAUAUUCUUCAGGGGUACGGGCUGCAGCUUAACAUCCAGAAGUGUCAACUGUACUGCAGCAAGGACACACAGGGGACCAGGGAGAUGUGGAUCCGAGGCCCUCGGCUCAGUCCCCGUGCAGGCAUACGUCGAACUUUGGUGCUUGCCAUGGCCUUCAAUUUGUGGACUUUCGCAAUGCUCGUGAUGUUUGCCUUCGGAGUUCUCCAAGGGAUGAAGGGGGCAAACACGGGUGCCAACCGCGCACCGGACAAAUCACCUUUCAUAUCUACGACAACUCGGUUGUCUCAUGCCUUGGUCACCGGUUUGGUGAUUCGAGGCGCGUCAACAGCCCCAGUGCUCGGCCUUCUUGGGGCCUUGGGCACCGCAUCGGCCCAGCCACCAGUGGUCUUUGGAGGCUGGCCGCCUUUUUGGUAUGUCAGCGCCAGUGACAUGCAGCGAGCCCUGCUCGAUGAUGGCCACUCACCUCGGGAAAUGAUCGCCAUGCUUCGCCAACUUAUCCUGGCAAGGGAGGACGGGCAUUACGAGGAGCAAACAUCGCUGCUCUUGGAGUCCUUCGCUCAGGCAGCCGGUGUGGAUUCCGACAUCUACUCCAAUAUGUGGGUUCCCCUGAGUGGAUACUCUGCCCAAUGGGCUCGCUACGUGGAGGAACACUGCCAUGAGGAAUACCUUGAAGUGUGGUACCCGGUGGAGCAGACAGUUAUGGAGCGGCUGGCCCGUGAUGGGCCUACACUUCUGUUGCCUCUUCCACAGCCUCAGAGGGAGACGGAAGCGGCCGCGGUGAGGCGUCUGGCGUUCAACCGCAAGAGGCGCUUGCCUGCAGAACAAGCUCAGCUGCAUGGGAUCACCCCUGGGAGCUCCAGUUCUUGUCUCGCUCCCGGGCAACGAGAGCAUGGCACCACAUCAUGCAUCGAUCCCAGGGCUGACUGGAUGCAAUCGGCCAUUGGCUUCUUGCAGCGAGCGAGGGGGGAAGGGCACCAUGAGUGGGGCCUCCAACAGCUCCGGAACCGGAUCUAUGGGCGCCUUGAUGCCGACUACCGAAGACGUGCUCUCACCUAUGUGCAAGAACUGGAGCCGCCAAUCGGCCAUGGUGUUGCCACCGAGCACGAACCUCCACAGUAUGUUCAGGAUUGGGCGAGACUGGCUGAAGCGGACCUUUUCAGACACCUCCAAGCUUGGCCGGACACAUGCCAUGCGGAUGCCACAUCGUUGGUGCAGCGGCAGAUUAGCAAGAAGUGGCUCAAGAAGCCUGCACCAGCUCCCGUCAGAAGCAGGGUCUACCCGCCGAGCUCAGGCAGUGGCCGUGCCCGGCCGGAUAAGGCAAUCAGCUCUGAAACCCUCAGGUUGACCGAGCGCAUUCCGAUUGCCCGUGGCGAUAGGGCAGCUGAGGAAUGCAGGGUCAGGGAGCCUGCUACACCACCGAACCGCCUGACCCUGGAAGAAGCAGUGGAUGUCUGGAGUCUUAUGCUUGGGUUGACUACAGAAGAGGAUGUGGACCGCAACCCUGGUCAAGUCUUGGGCUCCUUCUCUUUGGCCGCCAUUCCUGAUACAUUCUUGGGUUAUGGGGUGGCAGAUAGACUCACAUUGACCCUGGCCUUCCAACGUGUGGUGGCUAAACUGCUUCAUGCUAUCGGUGCCCUCUUGGAGCGCACGGUGGAAAAGGAGCGGGCCGGACGUGCUGCGGAUCAUGGUGGACCUGAUGCUACGAGUUUGAUGCAACUGGGUGUGCCAGGCCUGAUCACGUCCGACAGCGAAUACACCGCCUUCCUGACAGACUUCCGCUUUGCCUUUGAGCAGAUGUCCAAAGCUGCCCGUCGGGCAAAUGCCCGCACAAUAUGGAAGUGGAUGGACUUUGCCUUUACCAACGCGGAAAUAGGCCUGUGCUUGGGUCAUAUGCGUGGACGGAUUGAGCAAGCCCUGGCUGUGGUGAUUGCUGCCAUCGCCUCCACUGACGAGUUACAAUGCUCGGAACCAGUGGAGCCAAGCCCGAUCUGGUGCAAUAUGUGGUGGAACCGGCUCUGUCUCUUUGUGCCAACUCACCCGGGAUCGAAUAAGGCUCGUGGAUUGCGACCAAUGCCGGGCGACCCACACCCGGUACUGGCCCAGCAUCCGUUACCUGAUGAGAGCGAGAUGGAGGAGGAGCCAGAGGGACCGGGGGUGCCCAAAACCGCAUACCGGACUCACCGAUGCUCAGAAAGGGACUUGGAUGCUCUAGUGGAAGAGCAGCGUCAAGAUGAGGAUCGCGAGGCAUGCCUGCGAGAGCGGGAAGCGGCCGAGGCGGCCAGGGCAGCAGCAGCUCAUGAUGAAGAAGAAAGCCAAGCGAUGGAAGCCUUGACCGAUGAGUACAUGCUUGACAGUGGUUUGCUUGCUAGCCUCUCCCCGACCGAGUACCAGGCCUGGGAAAGACGGGUCAUGGCACGCGAGUUACGAAAGCCUCCGGGUCCAUAUCGCCCCACAGAGAGGUGGCUUGAGGUGGAGCUCUCCUCAGGGAGUGGCGACUGCCCUCGGGUGUCACACACCUGUCGGUUCCCGCUGCCUCACCAUGGAGAAGUCUUUACCUUACAGGCGAGGGUUGUGGAGCAUCCCAGGGACGACCAAACUCAACCAGCCGAGGCAGGUGGGGCCCCGGAUGUGGACACUGGUGCUGGGGUUGGCAGUUCGGAUGCCGAGACACUCAGGGUUGAAGAUGGGGUCGCACCGACAUUGAUGCAGGGGCCUGUCUCUCCAAGCGAUGGCCCUCCUCAGCAGAUGGUGGAAGUCAAUGCAGGGGAUGACGAUAUCAACUCUGCUUUUGAACCCGUCACGUAUGGAUGCACCACCUUGUCAAUGGAGCAGUGCCUACUUCUCUACCAGCAGUGGGUCAGGGGUGAAGUGUCGUCUGAAGCUGUCGAGAAAGAGCAUGGGGCAGAAGUACGCGAGUUCUUGGAGCUGCAAUAUAUUGCAGAAGCAGGGGCUUUUGAGACGCAGGGUGCAACCGUCACCUGGUCUUGA
This is a messenger RNA of Symbiodinium sp. CCMP2592, 5565 nucleotides long. NCBI's taxonomy places the organism in Eukaryota, Dinophyceae, Suessiales, Symbiodiniaceae. The record is from the annotation of a GenBank genome assembly.